CAGCGUGUCCCUGACCUAUGUUGUGUUUUUAUUUACAUGCACAUAAUCAUAUAUAAACUGUAAUGUAUUACUUUUGAGUUCAUUAUGCCGAAUUUAAAAACGACACUGCUAGAUGUUUGCAGACGAUGUUUUACAGACAACCACUGUUGGAGAAGAGGACUAUGCACGAGACAAUCCAUAUAUCAGUUCAGAAGAAACUUUUCCCAUCAAAAGGUCUUUUCACAAUGUUCUCAUGCACAGAAGAGGAAACUUUUUCUAUCAGAAUUGAACAGUAUAGCUCCGUUCAUAAGAUGUGCUGGAGUGAGAGGUCUGUUUGGAGGCACCCAUGGCAGUAAUCCUCGACAAACCCUGGAGGAUAUUGCAGAAAAUAUCAAAGACUGCAGGUUCAGAAACAUUGUGGUGAUGGCGGGUGCAGGCAUUAGCACACCCAGUGGAAUCCCAGACUUUAGAUCUCCUGGCAGUGGUCUUUAUGACAACCUUCAACGGUACAAUCUCCCCUAUGCUGAGGCCAUUUUUGAAAUAAAUUACUUUCAUCACAAUCCCAACCCUUUUUUCGCCCUUGCCAAAGAGCUGUAUCCUGGAAAUUACAAACCGAACCUGACACACUACUUCAUUCGUCUGCUUUACGAUAAGGGCCAGCUGCUUAGGAUGUACACCCAAAACAUUGAUGGACUUGAGAGACUGGCAGGCAUUCCAUCUAAAAUGUUGGUGGAGGCACAUGGGACAUUUGCAACAGCCACCUGCACCGUCUGCCGCAGAGAUUACAAUGCCGAAGAGCUUCGGAAUGAUAUAAUGGAAGGAACCAUACCCAAAUGCUCCAGCUGCACGGGAGUCAUCAAACCUGACAUCGUGUUUUUCGGGGAGGAACUUCCUCAGCGGUUCUUUAGUUAUCUCAUAGACUUCCCAAGGGCAGACUUACUCAUUAUCAUGGGAACAUCUCUAGAGGUGGAGCCCUUUGCCAGCCUGGCAGGUGCGGUGCCCAGUUCUGUGUCGCGCCUUCUGAUAAAUCGAGAUCUUGUUGGGCCGUUUGCCUGGGGAUCCCCACGUCACAAUGACGUUGCUGAGGUGGGUGAUGUUGUUAGCGGGGUUAAAAAGCUGGUGGAGAUCCUUGGUUGGACGCAGGAAUUAGAAGCCCUUAUGAACGUGGACACAGAGAAGGAUGCGAUGAAAAGAGAGGAAUGAGCAGAAAAGGGAUCUGUCUUAAACCUGCUGUUCUGUUGGAUGGCCCCUACAUUAAGUUGUCUUAAUAGUGUGCAUGCAUUAGUGAGAGGAGUGAGUUUAUUGUGUUGACAAAGUACUGGGUUGAAAAUGGGUAUCAAGAACAAUGUUAACCUCUGCAUACUAGUAGAUAAAUGGUUAAUCACCAGCACAUAUAUAUUUUUUUAAUAUUUUAAUAAUACAGUAAGGUAGCUGACCAGAGUAAAAAUCAUGCCAGUUUUAGUUUUGAAGACUUUGAAUCUUGGAUUGUCAUGUGAAUGUAUAUAGGUAUUGUAUUUGCUUUUCAUGUUUUUCUUAAGGUUUUGAGUUAAAAAAUACACUUAAUACAACUUAAAAUAAAACACAUGCAAGAUAAUUUGAUUCCUGCUGAAUUUUUAAACUGUUCAUUAAGUUUUUAUGUCCAAAUGUUUGCAGUUUACUGCUAUGCCAUUAAAUUAACAGCCCAUCUGGUGUAUGCAAAUGACUUAAUGAUAUGAAAUGCACUGCUUUAAAUCUGCAUUAAAGGCUUUUUAAAGUAUUGUUUUGUAAGUUCCCCAGACUAAAUCAUUUUUCCUUCAUACAGUAUACAAUGUAUUUGGACGUAUCUUCAUCAUUUACCGUAUCCUCCUGGCCUCAACAAAUAUUUGGAUACAAACCACAGCUAAAAACUAUGAAUGUCAAUGCAUUAAAUAAAACAUCAAACUGUGGCAUUGAUAAAAGCACGCCUUUCAAGUAAAAAAUUCAGAAAGAUGUUUAAUGGAUUUUGCAUUGUAAAGCAACAGAUAUAAAACUCAACAUGACACAUUUGUUUAAAAGCCACAAAAAAUGCUCAGAAAAUGCUCAAAUCUAUGAAAUCAUUUACUUUAUAUAUUUAAAAUGCAAUGUCUUUUUUAACUCUGGACCACAAAACCGCAUAAGUCACACAGCUUUAAUUGUAGCAAUAGCCAACAAUACAUUGUAGGGGUCAAAAUGAUAAUUUUUGUAUGCGAAAAAUCAUGAGGAUAUUGA
Molecule: messenger RNA, 2205 nt
Organism: Paramisgurnus dabryanus
Lineage: Eukaryota; Metazoa; Chordata; Actinopteri; Cypriniformes; Cobitidae
Gene: sirt3
Product: sirtuin 3
Cellular component (GO): nucleus
Molecular function (GO): NAD+ binding; histone deacetylase activity, NAD-dependent
Source: RefSeq, a predicted model, not a curated record